AUGGAGCAAAAAGAAGCGAAGAAACGAAAAGGCAACACAAGAAGAAGAGAAAGCACACGAUCGAAAUCAAUAUUGUCCUUUCCUCUCGAUCUAACCAGAGAGAUACUCUCAAGGCUGCCUUUGAAAUCUGUUGUGAGGUUUCGUUGCGUGUCGAAGCUUUGGUCAUCACUCACCACCAAUCCAUAUUUCAUCAGCUCGUUCGGAGAUAACUCCUCAACAAGGCAGACCCUUCUACUCUGCUUCACUAAAGGUGACAAACUAUUUGUUUCUUCCAUUCCGCAACAUACUCAGGAUUCGAACAACUCUUCUCCUCUGCCUAUUGAGCGUUAUCAUAUGAAACUCCCAGGAUAUGGUUUUCAUGAUCUUACUGAAUCUGUGCACGGCUUUAUAUGCGUUGAAUCCUCACCAAAUCCCUUAGUUUGGAACCCUAGCAUGAGAAGUUUUUUACCUUUACCCAAUCCCACUAACCAUAAGAGCUGGAAUAGUAAAACACUCUUUCUAGGAUACGAUCCCAUCGAAGGUAAAUACAAAGUUGUGUGCAUUCGCUAUAAGAAAGUUUCAUACGUGUGCCGGGUUUUAACAUUGGGAUCAGCUCAAGAAUCGUGGAGAACGGUCAGAACAAAGCAUAAGCAUCGUGCUGGCUAUUAUACUUAUGGGAGAUGCAUCAAUGGGGUGAUAUAUUAUAUAGCCCGUGAUCAGUGUAAGCCGUCUGGUUUUGGAUUUGUUAUAAUGAGCUUUGAUGUCAGAUAUGAAAAAUUCAAAAUGAUAGAACUACCAUCGAAUAUUGAUGACCCUGUGCUGAUAAAUUAUGACGGGAGGUUAGCUUGUAGUGAUAGUGAUAAUUACAAUAUCAGAAUAAGAGACAAUGAAAGAAGAUUGUGGAUAUUGGAGGAUGCAGAGAAACACAAAUGGUCGACUCAAGAUUAUCUUUUACCUUUUGAUCCGAUUUCGAGAACCGAUAUGAAACUAAGAGGUGUUACUACCGCUGGUGAGUUUGUUUAUGUACCACCCUCGUUUCUUAAAUCGUAUUAUAUUUUAUUUCUUGAUCCGAUGGGAAACAGCUAUAGAAGAUUCGAAUUCAAAGGAAUGGCAGACGGCGGCGGCGAAUCUUGGCCCGAUUAUAUAGUUAGACAUGGAAUGUAUGAUCUUAAUCAUUUCCAUGCUUUCCCGAAUCACACUGAGAGUCUAAUGUCUUUGUAA
This is a messenger RNA of Microthlaspi erraticum, 1200 nucleotides long. Lineage: Eukaryota; Viridiplantae; Streptophyta; Magnoliopsida; Brassicales; Brassicaceae. The record is from the annotation of a GenBank genome assembly.